UCCUAUUGAAAUUAGAGCAUGACUACAUCCACUUGGACCCUUCUGGCUGUCUUAAGUCUGCAAUGUAUGGCUUGAACAAAGAACUGGAGAAUGGUGGAGACGCUGGUAUCUCUUAUGUUGACUGUUUUAAACUGCUGUUGGACAGAGGAACUACAGUGAAAAUGAUGGGUGAGAUGAUAGAAGUUUACCCAUUAGCUGUUGCUUGGGCUAUACAAGCAUGUCGUCGUCGCCGCUCAUCAUCAGUAACUUCCAACGUCAUGAAUCUGAAAGAUGGGCAUUUACUGAGUAUUCCAACUAGAAUCUUGGAUAGUUCUCAUGCAAAUCUGGUUCAUCUGAAUUUCUCAAACAAUGCAAUCGAAGAGGUACCGCUGCAAUUGUUUGAUCUACCAAUGGCAAAAUUAAUCAAUUUGUCUCACAACAAAAUUAAAAAGCUGCCUCCUCCUGAGAAGUGGAAUUGCAGCAGACUUGCUUCAUUGAACAUCAGUUACAAUCUAUUGACAGGUUGUACCGAGAAUCAAUCUUGGUUUGGUAACCUUAUUGCUAAUAAAGUAAAGCCAGUGGUAGGCAGAGUAAUGAAUAAGCUUGGGCAUGUUCGUGGCUCCAGUAUUUUCAGAAGCACUGAACAUCGUGCAUCGGCAGACUGUCGUCUUGACAAGCUACAAGCUCUAGCAUCUGUCAACAUUAGCAAUAACAAGCUAGAAGCUGUUCCUGUAUGGAUCACCUUGUUGCCUGAUCUCAAGUCAGUGAAGUUUGCUGGCAAUGCUUGUUUGAAUUAUCUUCCUCCACAACUGCUACAGUACUCGAAGAACCUCAUAUCUAUUGAUGUCGAGGGGUUAAAUUUGAUUUGUCCUCCUAUGGCUGAAGUUCGUCGAGGCUCAAGCCACAUUCGAUGCUAUUUGUUUAGCCAGCUUCGAAAUGCUGUCAAUUACUGGCACAUGAGGCUUAUGCUGGUAGGCAGGUGUGCUGCUGGAAAAACCACACUUGUAGCAAGACUGAAAGGCAGGUCAUUGCCAAAAAAUUUGUCUACAGUUGGAUUAGACUUGUCUGUUUUUUCAUACAAACCAACUCACUUCAAUUUCAGCCCUCAGGUAACAUUCCAUACUCUUGACUUUGCUGGACAAGAGGAUUACUAUGCAACCCAUCAAUGCUUUUUUACUAAAGUUGCCGUCUACCUAGCAUUGUUUGAUCUUCGAAAGGGAAAAGAGGGCCUCAAAGAGCUACAGCCUUGGCUUCUUAGUAUACAUGCGUGUGUUCCUGGUGCUGUGGUGAUCAUUGUUGGUACCCACCUUGAUAUUGUCACAAAGUUAGGCUAUGAUUGUAAAGAUAUGCGAACAGAGGUUGAAACACAAUUUCUAUUUGGCCAGACUAAAGCAACUGCAGCGAGUCAUGGCCUUCCUCAUGUCAUUGACUUUCUCUGUGUAAGUUCAGUUACAGGUUUUGGUGUUCCUCAAUUGAAGAAGCGUCUGUAUGAGGCUUCAUUUUGUGUUGAUCAUCCAGACUGCAAAGAUCGCCAGUUUUUUGGUGUUCGAGUUCCCGCAUGCCAUCUUUUCAUCCAAGAGUGUCUAGAAAACAAAGCCAUGGAGUUGCUAAAGUCAAAACAAGCCCCAGUAUUAACAAAAGAAGAAUUUGUAUCACUAGUUAUUGAUCACCCUAAAAAUGACAUUCAAGAUGCACUUGAAGUUGAACAAGCUUCUCGAUUUCUGCAUGAGCUGGGAGCAAUGCUUCAUUAUGAAAAUGCAAGUGGUGAACUUCAGAACUUAUAUUUCAUUGAUCUACAGUUUCUCAGCACUGCCAUGGCAUGUAUUGUUACAUCAUCCGAAAGAAGUCUAGUCAAGAAUGGUAUUCUCCACUUUGCCACCUUGCCAUUGUUGUUCAAAGGGGGAGAGGUUCCACCUGAGCUUUAUCGCCAGUUCAUGCAGCUAUUGCAGCAUUUUGAGGUUGCUAUACCAUUAGAUAAGGAGCAACAAACUUUUCUUAUUCCUGCCAUGCUGCAUAAAAGCAAACCUUCAUAUUGUAUUCCAAAGUAUUUAGAAGAAAUGGUAGCAGUAGGUCGACGCUAUAGCAUGAAGUAUGUUCCAGUUGGCUUUUGGAGUCGCCUAAUCUCACGAAUCACAGUAUUUGCUCAUGCUGUUGGUUGCACGUUGUUGCAAGCUCCUGAAACAAUACAGAAAAAUGAAGGAGGCAACCUGUCUCUGGAGUCACAAGUAUCAGGACGGCAGUGUUGGUCUUGCUGGCAGCGAGGAAUGAUCAUUGUGAAGGAAGAUGGGUCUUUUCUUGUGUUAGAAGAUGCCAAAGGUCACCAAGGAGUUGAUGUUAUUGUAGGUGGCAACAAUGUAGAAUGCAGCAAGCUUUUGUCUACAUCAGGUCAUCAUAUUGACACUCUUUUAGGUGAAUUCUACCCUGGACUCUGCUGUAGGUCAUCAUCCACCGUAGAAAAGUUAGCAUUUUGUCCAAACUGCCUGCAGCAAUCCUGGCCACUAAUAGAUGAGACCGAUAGCUCUCUGCUCUAUAAUGUAACCGAUUUCUUGGAAAACCACGUUACUCUAUGCUGUCAUAGGUGUGAGAGUUCACUGUCUCUCAGAGAAGUUGCACCUGACAUAUUGUUGUUGGAUUUGCCAAAUCAUCUUCAUCUUCAGUCAGACAAACUAGUCUUACAGGAAACAGAUGAAAAUUGCAUUGGAGAAGGAGGUUAUGGAAAGGUUUACCGUGCUCAGUACAAUGGCGACAACAUUGCAUUGAAAUUGUACAAUACAAAAGACAGUGUCAGCGAAACUGAUAUAUACAGAGAGCUCAGAGAAGAGCUGGACAUUCUCAUCAGAAUUCACCAUGAAAACAUAGUUGCUAUUAAAGGUGUCGGGCAGAAUCCUUUGUCAUUGGCUCUUGAAUUGGCUCCUCUUGGUAGCCUCAACAACAUUCUCAAAGGACAGAGAAAUGGGCUAGCGCCUUUAGUUGCACAGUUAGUUGCAAGACAGGUUGCAUCUGGAUUAUCUUACUUGCACUCACUUACGAUUAUUUAUCGUGAUUUAAAGCCAGCUAAUAUCCUAGUUUGGUCCCUGGAUACUAAGCAGGGUGUGCUGGUUAAGUUGUCUGACUAUGGAGUGUCCAGGUUUGCUGUAGGCAGUGGACUUCGGCAGCUUAUCGGAACUGAAGCUUAUAUGGCUCCUGAAAUGUGGAAAUCAGCAGGGACAACGUAUUCUGACAAAGUUGAUAUUUUUGCAUAUGGACUUGUUCUGUUUGAACUAGUGACUGGCUUGCAGGCUUUCUGGCAGUUCAAAAAUAGAUGGGACAUUAGAAGUGCUGUUGAUAGUGGUUUUCAUCCAUCGUUGACUAAAGCAAUAGCACAGAACACGGAGAAAUAUCACCAGCAAGACAGCGACAGUUGUAGCGAAGAUGAAGAUGAAUCUGUAAGUGAAGCUACAGAAGACUCUGGAAUCAAUGAAUAUGAAGAUAAAAUUAAACAAGAGCAAGACCAAAGGAGCACAUGGAAAUUUUCAAUCAGUCUAAAGCUUCCAGUAGAUUCUCAAAACAUGUCUUCUACAUCUGUCUGUGAUCACUCAUCUUAUGUUGAAUUUUCCAAGAAAGAAGGCUCAGGAUUCACUGUUACUUUUGGUAAGCAAACAUCAGAAGAGGCUGAAGCUAGUGUUCCACAGUUAAAUAGUUUGAAGCCUGCUACUGUUUGCCAUCCAUUCAUUCAAUAUCUCUUCAAUAAAUGCACGUCAGUGACUCCAGGAGAAAGACCGCCUGCUGCAGAGAUCAAUUCAUACCUGGCUUUAUACCCAACGAAGUAUGUGAAGUUCAACAGUGAGCCCAUACGUCUGCCAGUUGUCAAAGUUGCUCCAUGUAGUCUGUCAGGUGGCAUAUCAGAUGAGCUCUUGAGUGGUAAUACAGUCUUGCUGUAUGGUCCAAGAAUGUGCUGUGCAGUCAAACAAAGCAAAUCUAGUAUCCUAACUGUAGCUCAGAUUCCCCUUCAAGCUCCAUUCUCAGCACAUUGCACAGCUAUUGCUGUAAUGGGAGACAAAAUGUGGGUGGGUUGGUCUAUCAGCAAUGAUCAGCACUGGGUCACUGUCUACAGCACUAAAGAGUUGGAAACAAUUGUAACUAUCUCCAUGGAAGACAGCACAAUGUGUUUUGCUCAAAUAGAAAAACUGUCUACCACAGACAGUGCAAAGGUUAUAGCUGGUUUAUGCAACGGUGUGGCAGUCACUCUCUACCUACAAGAGAACAUGCUGUACACAAAGUCUCACUUUCAACUUGGUGAUCCUGAUCAGCCUGUGACUAGCUGUUGUUACGAGCAAACGUCACAAAUAGUCUGGAUAGGUUGCAGUACCAAUAUUUUUCUGUUGAAUACUACUGCCGACAGAGUUGUGUUAUCGUGGUCAACAAAACAACAAUCAUAUAGUACUCAGAGCCAUAUAGAAAAUUUGUUCAACUCUUCUGUUGGUGUUUGGAGUCAAGUUUGGGAAGGUAUCACACUUAAGUCAUGGGAUGACUCUGGUAGCUGCUGUCAUGAGAUAACACUAGAAAUACCCAACGAAGACACCAAGGAUAGUCACUUUUUCACUGCUUCCGCUAGCACAGAUUCUUACCUGUGGGCUAGUACAUCUAAUGGCUGGCUACUGGCUUACAGCUUCCCAAGUCUGACUCUUCAAGCCAAAGUUGUGCUUUACUCAAAGUUGAAUAUUCUUGUUCCAUUUGAUAAGACUUCAUUGUUGUCGGUUGGGACUAUCAAAGAUGAAGCAGUAGAGGAAGGGACAGACAACUCACAGACUCUCUUGCUGUGGAAGCAUGUCACUUCAGUGGAUUAG
Messenger RNA from Corticium candelabrum, 4805 nucleotides. Its product is annotated as leucine-rich repeat serine/threonine-protein kinase 1-like. Gene Ontology annotation, biological process: signal transduction; protein phosphorylation. Bases 63 to 4805 code for a protein of 1580 amino acids. Gene Ontology annotation, cellular component: cytoplasm. The record is from RefSeq and is a predicted model, not a curated record. The transcript has 6 exons. Gene Ontology annotation, molecular function: ATP binding; protein kinase activity; protein binding. NCBI's taxonomy places the organism in Eukaryota, Metazoa, Porifera, Homoscleromorpha, Homosclerophorida, Plakinidae.